CAAGUUUUGAUAUAUAUGAUCAUAUUCAAUUCAAAUCCCAAAGCAUUUGGCAUUGAAACCAUCGUGUUGUGCUGUCCUGUGAUCAUAUCAUGGCAUUCGCCGGGAUUGAAGGGGGAAGCACUCAUUCCACUAUUGUCAUACUAGACUCCGAAGGAAAAAUACUUGCUGAGCAUGAAGGUCCUUCUAUCAACAAAUGGCUUGAAGGCAUUGACGUCAGCCUCGCCCGGCUGCGUAAGAUGAUCACUGAGUGUCGACAAAAAGCGGGAUUGGACCCUGACGCCUGUUUGGCAUCUUUGGGUUUGUCACUGAGUGGUGUCGAAGGCCCAGCUUCCAUCAAGGAAUAUGAAGAGGGAUUAGCUGACAUAAACUGUAACCAUUUGUAUGCCUGUAAUGAUGCGUUUGGUCCAAUUGCAACAGUUACAGAUCAAGGUGGCGUGGUAGUCAUAGCAGGUACCGGAUCGAACUGUUACCUUCUGAAUCCAGAUUCAACGUGGGUUAGAUGCGGUGGCUGGAGUUACAUGCUUGGGGACGAAGGCUCAGCUUAUUGGAUCACCAGGAGGGCUUUGAAGAUACUCGUCGACCAUGAUGAGGGCAUGGCACCUAUCGACUUGGAUCUAGAUGUUGCUGGUAAUAUCACGAAAACCUUUUUUAAGAUAGAUUCGCGGGAAGGUCUCCUCCCGUAUCUCUACACGAAUUUCGACAAAGCGUUCAUGGCCAAGAUGUGCAUAGAGUUGGCAAAGGGUGCGAGAGACCAGGAAGACGCGCUGUGUAAGAGGGUGUUCAGAGAGGCUGGGAGAUACUUAGGAAGACAUGUGCAGGCUGUUGUCAGGAAUAACAAAGCGGACAAGUGUCUUCUUACGGCUGACGGUGGGCUGCAGAUUGUUUGUGUAGGAAAUGUCUGGAAAAGUUGGGACUUGUUAAUCGAAGGUUUCAAGGAGGGGAUACAACCGAUCUACCAGGAGGAUGUAACUGUACAAGAAUUUAGCUUGAUUCGGCUGACCACAUCUGGUGCGAUAGGUGCAGCAUGUCUCGGAGCUAAGGCGGCGAAAAAGAUUAUAGACAUCAACUAUAGAGAUUAUCACGAAGUAUUUUAUCAUCAUAAAUUCUAGAAAUCAACCCCGUCUUGAAAUUCUCCUAUGGCAGAGGAACUAAAUUUCCCUCUGUGCAGCAGCCAAAGCGAAAGGUCUAUGCCGUGCACUCUUCUGAUGGGCCCGUAGUCCGGCUAAUUGGGAGUAGGCACUCUGACACAUGUUGCAUCUGUAUGGCUUUUCGCCUGAAAGGAUAAGAAGAGAAAUCAUCAUUAAA
Messenger RNA from Lineus longissimus, 1305 nucleotides. Its product is annotated as N-acetyl-D-glucosamine kinase-like. Gene Ontology annotation, molecular function: N-acetylglucosamine kinase activity. The record is from RefSeq and is a predicted model, not a curated record. The transcript is spliced from 9 exons. The coding region runs from base 90 to 1109 and encodes 339 amino acids. NCBI's taxonomy places the organism in Eukaryota, Metazoa, Nemertea, Pilidiophora, Heteronemertea, Lineidae.